CUUAAAAAACAAUUGAAACAGUUUGGCUUUCCCCCCCUCUCUCUCUCUCUCUCUCUCCCAAGAAUCCAAACAGGGCCGCAAUCGUCGUCUGUCUUCCUCUCGCUUGGCUCUCGGAAUCUCUCCAACGUUCUUUCUUUGUCGGAAAGCUCUUAAUUCGAAUUCGGAAUCAACGAAUAAACAUGGAUUUACAGAGUUGACGAAUCAAGUGAAAUGAUCAUGGCCUCGACGGGCGAAUCUAUUGAACCUGAGGAUGCAUACAGAGAAGAAGGAGAAGGUGGUGACGCUGAGAUUAGGGCUUCGGAUCAAACCAAUGGAUGGGCGAGUUCCAUCCACGCGCGGCCCGUGUCCUCCUCCACCGCCGCCGCCGCCACCCCGAGGAGUUCUUUGGGAUCUCACAGUUCGCUCUUAGCGCAGUCUCAGAGUUCUUCUCUGUUGUCCUGGUUUGGAGUUGCAGAGAGGGUUGGGUUUGUGGCUGAAUCGAAACGGUUGGGGAAGAGGAGAGCUGCGAGGGCGUGGUAUCGGAGGAAAGUGUAUGUUGUGCUGGCUGUGAUUGGAUUGUUGGCUUGUUUUCUGGCGAUGAAUUGGUGGAUGAUUUCACAGAUUCAGGACUCUAAUCACGGGAUGAAAUACAAGUUCUUGAGAUCCAACUCUUCCACGUUGUCAAUUCGGGAAGAACUCAAAAAUCUUGGUAAAGUGAAGAAGCCACAGAAAACAAUUUAUGCUAGACUUCUGGCCAAGGCUGCCCAUGCUUUGGCAGAGGGACAGAACAAACGUGAGCCAAGAGACCUGUGGGAGGAACCUUAUAUCCUUGCUUCUGCAUGGAGACCUUGUGCUGACCAACGUGACUGGGAACCUACUGAGAAAAAUAAUGGAUACAUUCUGGUUAGUGCAAAUGGUGGGAUAAACCAGCAGCGAGUAGCUGUCUGCAAUGCUGUUGCUGUCAGUAGAUUGCUUAAUGCAACUCUUGUUGUUCCAAAAUUUCUGUACAGUAGUGUCUGGAGAGAUAUAAGUCAAUUCAGCGAUAUCUAUCAGGAGGAGCAUUUUAUCAACUACUUGAAACCUGAUAUUCCAAUAGUGAAGGAACUACCCGUGGAGCUACAGUCAUUAGAUCUGGAGGCCAUUGGUAGUGUGGUAACUGAUGCAGACAUAGUCAAAGAGGCUAAGCCAAGUUUUUACUUGAAAUUUAUUCUUCCCAUCUUACAUAGAAACAAAGUUGUUCAUUUUGUUGGAUUUGGAAACCGUCUGUCCUCUGACCCACUACCAUUUCAGUUGCAGAGACUCAGGUGCAGAUGUAACUUUCAUGCUCUGCAUUUUGUUCCCAAAAUACAAGAAGCUGGUGCUUUACUUCUCCAACGGAUGCGGCAUAGAACACGUUACGGGGAGUUGGAUCCUUACCUUGUUGGUCCAUUUGCACAACCAAAAACCAAGGCAAAAAGAGGUCCUUCUGUGAAAGAUUCCAGAUACUUAGCUUUACACCUGAGGUUUGAAAUUGACAUGGUAGCUCAUUCUUUGUGCUAUUUUGGUGGGGGAGAAGAAGAAAAACGAGAAUUGGAAGCAUACCGAGAAAUCCAUUUCCCUGGAUUAACAGACCUUAAGAAGACAACUAAGGUACCAUCUCCAGCAGCAUUGAGGGCAGAAGGCUUAUGUCCGCUAAUGCCUGAAGAAACAGUACUCAUGCUUGCUGGCCUUGGUUUUAAUCGUAAGACCCACAUCUUUCUGGCGGGGGCACAUAUUUAUGGAGGGAAGUCACGGCUGGCCAUCUUGAAUAGCUUGUAUCCUAACCUGGUUACUAAAGAGAACUUGCUUUCCUCUUCUGAAAUUGCACCGUUCAUGAAUUUCUCAUCUCAGUUAGCAGCAUUGGACUUCAUUGCCUGCACAGCCGCGGACGUGUUCGCCAUGACAGACUCGGGGAGUCAGCUGUCGUCGCUGGUGUCAGGAUAUCGAGUGUAUUAUGGCGGUGGCCGGAUGCCAACAAUACGCCCGAACAAGCGCCGGCUGGCAGACAUAUUCUUGAAGAACGACACGAUGGAGUGGAAGGUGUUCGAGGGAAGAGUAAGAAAAGCCGUGAGACAAACAAAAAGGAUCCGGUCGCGGCCAGUUGGGAGGAGCGUGUACAGGUACCCAAGGUGCAAGGAGUGUAUGUGCCUUACAGAAUAGAGCCACUCCGUCCUCGGUGCCGGCGCAGCAUGCAUGGCUGGUUGCUCAUUACAUUCAUUCUUUAAGAUUCAUUGUUCACUACUCCAUCCUCAUACAGGCUCCAUGUAAUGUGAAAAGGACUUCCAUUUUUUUUGUUCAACCAAAAAAAUUAACUUCACCAAUUAUAUAUAUAUAAUUGCAUUAAAUGGGUUUA
Molecule: messenger RNA, 2350 nt
Organism: Diospyros lotus (date-plum)
Lineage: Eukaryota; Viridiplantae; Streptophyta; Magnoliopsida; Ericales; Ebenaceae
Product: O-fucosyltransferase 15
Exons: 10
Coding region: 211-2157 (648 amino acids)
Source: RefSeq, a predicted model, not a curated record